This is a messenger RNA of Lagopus muta (rock ptarmigan), 2105 nucleotides long. RefSeq names its product cms1 ribosomal small subunit homolog (gene CMSS1). The transcript has 11 exons. NCBI's taxonomy places the organism in Eukaryota, Metazoa, Chordata, Aves, Galliformes, Phasianidae. Bases 213 to 1052 code for a protein of 279 amino acids. Gene Ontology annotation, cellular component: 90S preribosome; nucleus. The record is from RefSeq and is a predicted model, not a curated record.
GUGUUUCCUUUUCUUCCUCAAGUAAGAACCUGAGAUUGAGGGAGUGUACAAACCUGAGGAGAUCUUUUGAUCUUGGAGAGGAUUUACUGCUUUAUAAAAUCUGAGCUUCCAACUUCAGCAUAUGGGUAGUCUGAAGAAUCACUAAAUCCAGCAAAGGGGAAGGAAAAGUUGAAAUAUUCCAGAUCAAGAAUUCUAAUUAUUCAGUUAAACAGAUGAUGUGUCCGUGUGUACAGUUUUCUUCCCCAAAGUACUCUGUAGACAAAACAGAUGCUUCGGAUGAUGAAGCAAUUGAAAAACCAAGUGAUGAGACAGCAACAUAUAAAGGUCCUGAUUCCAAACCUGCCGUGACAAAGAAAAGAAAACAGCCUACAGAGUGUUUUCUAAGUCAGCCUGAAGAAAUACCAGGGAGCACUCUAAAAGCAAAGAAGCGAAAGAAGAAGAAAAUUUCUGAUGUUCUGGAAAAAUCUCCUCCAAAACCUGGUGUCCCUGAGGAUCUACAGAAUCUGCUUAGUCAACAUUUUGGUACAAAACGUUCAGUGAUUGAAAUAGAGGAAUUAAAGCUGCCAGAUUCUUGCUUUUUGCCAGCCAAUGACCUCACCCACAGUUUUUCUUCAUACCUGAAAGAAAUCUGUCCUAAGUGGGCAAAAUUCCGUAAAAACCACAAGGAGAAGAAGUCAGUGGUGAUGCUGGUUAUCUGCAGUUCUGCCCUUCGUUCCUUGGAACUCAUGAAGUCAAUGACAGUAUUUAAAGGCGACUGCAGAGUUCUGAAGUUGUUUGCAAAGCACAUAAAGAUAAAAGAACAGAUGAAUAUGUUGGAGAAAGGUGUGUUCCACAUUGGAGUUGGAACUCCUGGGAGGAUAAAAGCACUGGUGGAGCAAGAUGGCCUAUGUUUGAACUCCACAAAAUAUAUUAUUCUGGAUUGGAACUGGAGAGAUCAGAAACUAAGGAGAAUGAUGGAUAUCCCUGAGAUAAAGAAAGAAACAAUCGACCUACUCGAGAUGAGGAUUAUAAAGCUGUGCAGAGAGGGGUCUGUGAAGCUGGGACUCUUUUAAUAGUUUUACCCACAAGGAAGUGACUUACAGGUUCAUUUUACUUCUAUCCUGUCUGCAAGUGGUCAAUGGUGAUUAAGAAUUUUGAUUUUUCAGAGAUAAUUGAUGCAGAAAGAAUGUGCUGUGUAACUUUAUUCUGAGGUUCCUUUUAAUAAUAAAAACAGAAGUUUUAUUUGUACUUUUUUAUUGGUAGUCUUUUAUUGUACAGGCAGUGCAAAAGCAAAGUUAAAUGUAUAUUGCUUUCACCCACAAGAUUUACCAUUACAUGCCAUUUUUAAGAGCAAAAGUGAGUGUGAAAGUCUUUGUACAAUGCAAUUCUCAGUUACCUCUUUCUCUCAUAGGAGUGGUAAGCUAGUUCUUGCCUUAAAAUAGCUUUGGAAAUAUCUGAAUUUCAGCAAUUUGGCAAAAAAGUAUUUUUCUCUCAUCUGCUCUACAGCUGGCCAAAUCCUAUUUUUUUGUCAUUACAUGAUAAAUUAUGUUUAAAGUAUCUGUCUAGCAAACUGAGAGUUUAUUGUGAUUAAACUGUUGAAGUCUUCAAAAAAUAUUCUACUUUUUGUCCAUUGGAGUUGAAAACAGCUUGUCUGUGGGUGAUUCUUCUGUAAUUGUGAGUAGAAGGGUGCUUUUAUUUUUUUAUUUAUUUAUUGCAUGGAAAAAGAAGAUGAAUAGAGGUAGGCAAAUCGUCAGCAUCUUGGAAGAAUCCAAAUGAGACAUUUUUAGAAUUAAUUUCCCUAUUGUGCUAAACAAUACGAAGCAUUUUAGAACUUUAAAUUGCUUCUUAAUAGCAAUGAAUGCAGGUUAAGAAAGUUUAUUUGGUUUUACAAAGUAGUGUUGUAUACCCAGCACUCUCAGUCCCUCCAGUCCUCCUCAGUGGCAUCCAGUGAACUGGAAUAGGUCUUUUCUUUUAUCCCAUGUCUGUUAGCUGGGCAACUAUAGAAGUGAAGGGAGAAGAAAUGAUGAAUCUGAGAUUACACAAAUUCUAGUAUAGCUGGCAGUAUCCACACAAAUGAAUAAGACUUAACAAGUGCUAUUGUACUGUGGGGCAGGAAUAAAUAUAUA